AUGAUUAUUUUAAUUCUUGUUCUUGUGAUUUCUAAUAAUGAACAACAACGUAUGCUUAAUAUGACUUCAUCAUCUUCCGUAAAUUUAGAUACUUUAGUUAAACAUGAUGAUGAAGAAGACUGGUUGACAAUUGAUGAAAAAGAUACUAAAUUGAAUUAUAGUGAUACAUUUGAAAAUGAUGAGUUUACUCCGAUAAAAUUAAGUUUUCAACUAACGGAAAAACAGAUUGCAACAGCUCUCGUCAUGCUGAAAGCCCGACAUAAACUUUCGAAUAUUUGUCUGAAACAUAUCUGUUAUCUUUUACGUUUAUUAAAAGUUUCCAAUGUUCCAAAAAGUUAUUCUCGAAUUAUGCGUAUUUUUCAUCGUGAAACUCAGACAAGUGAUAAAUCAACAAUUAUUAACAUUUGUAAUGAGUGCAAUGAAACCUGCAAAACUGCUGUUCAUUGUGAUAAUGUUGAAUGCAGUCAACAUGAGUAUUUAAAAAAAACUCCUUUAAAAUUUGUAUAUAUGUCUAUUUUGCCACAAAUUCGAAACAUUCUUGCUCGUACACAAUAUUUAAAUUUUGAACGUCAAAAUCAAUCCACAUACACAAUUGAUGUUAUGAAAGAUAUUACUGAUAGAGCAGCAUAUAAUCGAAUUUUAUUAGAACAAUUACAAACAAAAUUUAUAUCUCUAUUAAUGAAUAUUGAUGGUAUUCAGAUAGCUAAAAGCUCGAAUGCAUCUUUAUGGGUGAUAAGUUUUGUUGUUAAUGAACUAAAGCGUGAUGAAAGAUUUAAAAUGAAAAAUAUAAUAAUUGCCGGAGUAUCAUCCAGUAAAACAAAACCAUCACGAGAUCAAAUGUACACUAUACUUACUCCUAUUGUAAAAGAACUGAAAGAGUUAGAAAAUGGAAGAUAUUUUGAUUUAAAAGUAUUCAAUGGUGAUCUUGAACCACUUCGAGUGUUUCUGUUAGCAGUUUGCUUAGACAAGCCAGCGCAAGCGAUUACUCAAAAUUUAAAUGGGUGUGGAUGUGGGUAUGUUUGUCAAUGCUGUUCAUCAUUACGCUUUAUUCUGUUUCAAAUAAUGAAUAAAAACAUGACUGAUACAUCAUCACCAACAAUUGUUAAGAUUACAAAUGAUGAUUCACACAUAAACGAAAAAGCUCCUUUUCUUAAUGAACCUGUUGCAUCAAACAAUUUAUCCAAUUUAUCAGAUUCAUUUACUCUUGACAAAACUGGCAAAAAUAAGCUACCAUUUCCAGAUUUCGUUGAAAAAGUCUUUUAUCGUAUUCGGCAAACAACGACACCACGUUAUCAAUGUUUACUAUUGAUCACAUGGCCAUAUUUUGAAUAUAUAAUUAUGUUUCUUAUUUUGCUUAAUUGUAUUAUACUUGGAAUGUAUGAACCAUGUGCACAAUAUAAUAAGGUAGAGUCAUGGAAUAAAUGCAGUACGAUAUCUUGUACUGUGUUACACAUAACAAGUGGCUUUAUUUUUGUAUUAUUUAUAAUUGAAAUGUGUAUUAAAAUGAUAGCAAUGGGAGUACUUGGUGAAGGAACUUAUCUUGCUAACUCAUGGAAUCGAUUUGAUUGUUUUAUUGUACUUGCAGGAUCGGUAGAAUUUUUGAUAACAACUAAUAGUUGGAGUUUAUCAGUUAUUCGAACCGUUCGAGUACUUCGUCCAUUACGUAUCAUUAAUCGUAUCCCAUCGAUGCGUAUUAUUGUUCAACUUCUACUCGAUACAUUACCUAUUCUUGGCAAUAUACUUCUUCUCUGGAUUUCUAUCUUUUUUAUCUUUGGCUUCAUUGGUGUACAACUGUGGAAAGGAUUAUUACGUAAACGUUGUUUUCUACAGUUCAAUGAAACGAGUUUUGUUAAUUAUGAAUUAUUCAAUUAUUUUUCUAUUCCACCAUUUUAUACUCCUUCCGAUGAUAAAUCAUUUAUUUGUUCUGAUCCACUAUCUAGUGGAAUGACAAAAUGUUCAGAAAUUCCACCAUUUCGUCGAGAUAAAAUGACAUGUAAACUUAAUUUUGAUUCAUGGGAUUUAUCAUUAAAUCAAACAAUGAACGGAUGUAUUAACUGGAAUCAUUAUUAUCGAUCAUGUGUUACUUCUGAUCAAAAUCCAUUUUCUGGAACGAUUAGUUUCGAUGAUAUUCGUAGAGCAUGGACUGCUAUCUUGCAAAUAAUUACUUUAGAAAAUUGGAGUAUUAUAAUGUAUUAUGUACAAGAUGCACAUUCAUUUUGGAAUUGGAUUUAUUUUGUGUGUCUUAUUAUUGUUGGUUCCUAUGUUAUGAUCAAUCUUUGUCUGUUUGCUAUUUCUGCACAGCUUAAUGUGACAAAAAAGCGAGAGAUAGAGAAAAUGUUAGCUGAACAAAAACAGUUUAUACCUUCAACAAAUGCUGUAAGAAAUGAUCAAGCAAUUUCUUGUUGGGAAAAAAUAAUUAAUUAUUUUCAACAAUUAUCGAAAAAUGAAUAUCAACGAUUGAGCAUAUUCUGGAAAAAUUCUCAAUACAAACAUGAUAAAAUUAAUCAAAGAUAUGAUGAAAAGAUAAUAACAACAGCAGAUCCAUUAAUUAAUCAAAAUCAUCGACCAAAUUGUAGAUAUUAUCAAUUGCAAUCAUUAUUAUCAACUUCACCAAAUAAUAAUCUAUCAUUUAUUGAAAAAAAUCGAGAAAACAAAACAAAUCUUGAAAUUGAACAACAGAUAGAACAAAAUAAUAUAUGUGAUUGUUAUCACCAAGAUGAAAUUGUACAUCGAGAUGAUAAAGAAGAAGAAAACUCAAAAUGUGACCAACGAUCUAAUAGUUGUUGUUGUUCAUCUUUGAAAAUAAUACAAACAUUAAUUUCUCGUCUUGUUGCUAAUAAAUAUUUCGAUGGUAUUAUUUUCUUAGCUAUUAUUAUAAAUACAUUUUUAAUAGCUAUUGAAUAUCAUGGACAACCACAAUUCUUAACAAAUUUAUUACAAUUUAACAAUUAUUUUUUUACAAUAUUAUUUACAAUUGAAAUUCUAUUGAAAAUAAUUGCUCAUGGCUGUUUAGCGUAUAUUAAAAAUUUAUUUAAUAUAUUUGAUGGUGGAAUUGUUUUGAUUAGUCUUAUUCAAUUAAUUAUUUCAGGAAAUAGUGGAUUAUCUGUUUUGCGUGCAUUUAGAUUAUUAUGUCUAUUGAAAUUUCUUCGAUGUAUGCCAACAUUAAGACGACAUUUAAUAAUUGAAUCAUGUUUUAGUCGAUGUUGUGGACAACGAAUAUUUGGAUGGUUCAAGGAACGAGAAAAUUAUUCACUUUAUCUUUUUUCACCUUCGAAUAAAUUACGCAAAGUAUUUCAACGAUUAAUUCUAGAAAAAUUAUUUGAUUAUUUGAUUCUUUUUUUUAUCGUUCUCAAUUGUAUUACACUGGCGAUGGAACGUCCAUCAAUUUCAUCUACAAAUUUUGAACGACAAUUAAUAAACUAUACUAAUUAUAUCUGUACAAUUAUUUUUAUCAUUGAAAUGAUGAUUAAAAUAAUUGCAAGUGGACUUAUUGUUGGAUCAAAUACAUAUUUACGUUCAGGUUGGAAUGUUGUGGAUGGAUUUCUUGUAAUUAUUGCAAUUAUUGAUAUUGGUAUUAUGCAUCGAUAUAAAAUUACAUCAUCUCCACAAUCUGAUACGACAUCAGAUAUUGCAGACAUAGUGACAGUCUUUCGUUUAUUACGAGCAUUAAUACCACUUCGAGUUAUUAAUCGAGCACCCGGUGUUAAAUUUGUUGUUCCAAUGUUAUUGUCAUCAUUGAAAGCAAUCGCCAAUGUUUGUAUUAUUUUUAGCAUAUUUUUUAUCAUCUUUGGCAUUCUUGGUGUUCAGCUCUUCAAAGGAAAAUUCUACUAUUGUGAAGGUCCUCUUGCUCAUAAUGUGCCAACAAGAAAACAAUGUGAAAUGAUGUCUGAUCAUCAAUGGCGAAAUCAAGAAUAUAAUUUUGAUAAUUUGGGUCAAGCUUUAUUAACAUUAUUAGCUCUUACAUCAAAAGAUGAUUCGAUACCAAUAAUGUAUAUGGGUGUUAAUACAGUUGAAGUUGACAUGCAACCAAUAAAAUAUUAUAGCAAAAAAAAAUUAAUUUAUUUUAUAUCAUUUCUAUUAGUUUUCGAGUUUUAUGGUAUUAGUACGUUCGUUGGUAUUGUCGUUGAAAAUUUUCAUAACUAUCAUAUCCAGCAGAAACGUAACGAAGAAACACGAAAACAAAGAAAACCAAUUGAACAUCAAAAACAUCCUGUGAGUGAAUUACCAUAUUAUACACAUUUUUCACCAUGGCGUAAACGUUUGUAUGAUAUAUGCGUUAGUAAAUAUUUUGAUUUAAUUAUUACUGUUAUUACUGGUAUUUAUGUUGUUACAAUAUCAUGUGAAUUUUAUCUUAUGCCAGUUACUUUGGAUAUAUUUCUUAAAUAUUGUAAUUAUGUAUUUACGAUUAUAUUUUUACUUGAAUUUAUAUUGAAAAUUGUUGCACUCGGACCAUUACAUUAUUUUAAAGACAAAUGGAAUUUGUUAGAUUCAUUUCUUUUACUUGCAUUAAUAGCUGAUAUUAUAUUAGAAAAAAUAAUAAGUGGAAAUAUUCUUCCAAUAAGUGCAACACUUAUUCGUAUGAUUAGAUUAGUGAGAAUUGCACGAGUUCUCAAACUACUGAAGAUGAUCAAAGGUAUUCGAUCUCUAUUAAAUAGAGUUAGUGAAGCACUUCCACAUGUUGGAAAUUUGGGUCUUCUAUUAUUUCUUCUAUUCUUUAUCUUUGCUAUAUUGGCCGUUGAAUUAUUUGGAAAAUUAGAAUGUAGUCAAGAACAACCAUGUAGUGGUCUUAGUAAACAUGCGAAUUUUAAAAAUUUUGGUAUAGCUCUACUUACAUUAUUUCGCAUAGCAACAGGAGAUAAUUGGAAUGAUAUUAUGAAAGACACUUUACGCCAAGAUGAUUUAUCUAUUACUGAAGAAAAUAAGUGGACAGCAAUGAUUUCACCUAUUUAUUUUGUUACCUUUGUUACCAUGACUCCACUUGUACUUACUAAUAUGGUUGUCGUUGUACUCUUGAAAAAUCUUGAAAACUCAAAUAAGAUGACAAAUGAUGAUGCUAAAAUCAGUGGAAAAAUUGAACUACAGCUUCAAGUUGAUCUGCAUGAUCGAAACAAUUUUGAACAAUAA
Messenger RNA from Rotaria sordida, 5124 nucleotides. The record is from the annotation of a GenBank genome assembly. Lineage: Eukaryota; Metazoa; Rotifera; Eurotatoria; Philodinida; Philodinidae.